GGGGUCGGGCUGCGCCUGCGUGCUGAGUCCGCACGAACAAGUGCGCUACGCCGAGGGCACCGGCUGAGGGCGAGCAGACCUCGAGCAGCUGCCGGCGCUGCGGCCGUUGCUACCAUCACAGCACAGUCGGGGUCUCAGGCCCAGAAGGCGGUGACCGAGGAUGUCGUCCACCGCGGCUUUUUGCCUUCUCUCUACUCUGGGGGGAUAUUUGGUCACCUCGUUCUUGUUGCUUAAAUACCCAGCGUUGCUGCACCAGAGAAAGAAACAGCGAUUCCUCAGUAGGCACAUCUCUCACCGCGGAGGUGCUGGAGAAAACCUUGAGAACACAAUGGCUGCCUUCCAGCACGCAGUUACCAUUGGGACAGACAUGUUAGAACUGGACUGCCAUAUCACAAAAGAUGAACAAGUUGUAGUGUCACAUGACGCAAACCUGAAGAGGUCAACUGGGGUCAAUGUAAACGUCUCUGAUCUCAAAUAUUGUGAGCUCCCACCUUACCUUUGCAAGCUGGAUGUCCCAUUUCAGAGAGCCUGCAAGUGUGAAGGAAAGGAUACCCGGAUCCCCUUGCUGAAGGAAGUGUUUGAGGCCUUCCCUGAGACCCCCAUUAACAUUGACAUCAAAGUGAACAACAACGUGCUGAUUAAGAAGGUCUCAGAACUGGUGAAGCAGUAUAAGCGAGAACAUCUGACAGUGUGGGGCAAUGCCAACUCUGAGAUUGUAGACAAGUGUUACAAAGAGAACUCAGAUAUUCCUAUACUCUUCAGCCUACAGCGUGUUCUGCUCAUCCUCGGCCUGUUCUUCACCGGCCUCUUGCCCUUCGUGCCCAUUCGAGAACAGUUCUUUGAAAUCCCAAUGCCCUCUAUCAUACUGAAGCUAAAAGAACCACACACUAUAUCCAAAGGUCAUAAGUUUCUCAUCUGGCUUUCAGAUACCUUAUUGAUGCGGAAAGCUCUAUUUGACCACCUCACCGCCCGGGGCAUUCAAGUGUACGUUUGGGUUUUAAAUGAGGAGUAUGAGUACAAAAGAGCCUUUGAUUUGGGAGCGACUGGAGUGAUGACGGACUACCCAACAAAGCUUAAGGAUUUCUUAAACAAUUUUUCAGCAUAAAAAAAAAAAAAGUAACUCCGAAUCAUUCAAAGGAGUCAUGACCAGAAUAGAUCUGAGGGAAGGUGUGUUAACCACGGUUUCCCUGGGAUUUCCAGGAUGAUACAAGGUUUAAUCAGUUAAGUUUUAAUACCUCAUUUUUUAAGUCUGUACGGGAAUGUAGGAACGUCCCUGCCUUGUAUAUUUAUUUUCACCAAUAUUUGCAUAUUUUACAUUGGUAACUUGUUUGGAGGUAACUGGCACUGAAGUGUAGAUCAUUGAUCAAGGUGUCUGCAUAUGAUGCAGUUUUCUACUGUUGUAAAUCUGAAAUCAAAGACUGGAGGCAAACUAUGUGUUAGCCUUCCCUGAGACAGGAUCAACCAUAGUGAAGCAGAUUCCUGAGCAGGGCAUGGUGACAUGAGCCUGCAAUGCCACCACACGGCGGGACUGAGGCAGGAGGAUCAGGGGCUUGAGGCCAGCUUGGGCUACAUACUGAAAAACCCUGUCCUUAAUUUUUUUUUGAAUAAGGAAGCAGAAAAUUAUUGAAGGCCAUUACAGCCGUUCUGAAUUGUCUCAUAUGUCUAGGUGCAUUUUAGUUUAGGAAAAAUUCAGGGGAAGAGGAACCUGAAGGUGCAGCCAGGCAGAGUGUGUGCUGUUCUCAGGGGGCAAAUUCAAGCCAAUAACAGUUUGUUAUUACUCAGAAAUCCAGUCUGUGAGCUGAAACAGACUCCCGGGUUAUGGUUGUUAAUGGAGACAUUCCGAUUAGAGUCGUUUUUUUUUUUCUUUCUUUCAGGUGUGUGACAAUGCUGUCAUGCCUAAUUUUUUCUUAUGUCUUUAAAAAAAUAGACAUUAUAAAAUAAGACAAGAUCCAAUUAGUCGUGUUUUUAUGUUUCCUUAAAAACUACUCCAUUCUUACCUUUGGGCUUGACUAGACUGAUCCUGGGUCUGAGUUGUCAGUGAUGUGGCAACCCUAUAGUGAUUGGCUGGUGACAACACUGUUGCGGGCAUGUUUAGCAUGAGCCACCUGCUCCUGAUCUCUCUCACUUCUCUGAGGCGCAGACCCAGCCAGAGUUAACCCAGCAUUAUAUACCACUUCUCUGCCUUCCGAUGUGACUCCAUGCAGAUCUGUCCCUGGCCUUUGUGACUAAUUUAAUGAUGUCAGAUUGGGAGAUAAAUUCAGUAUAGAGUACUAGAUGUCUUUUGCCUAAAUUAUGUCUCCGCUGUGGGGCCUGCCACGCACAGCUAUGGAGGGUGGCCUCAUGCUCCCUUCUGUUGCUUUGUGGUCUAAAUUGUAAUAAAGUUUUCCAAGAAUAAAA
This is a messenger RNA of Mus caroli (Ryukyu mouse), 2397 nucleotides long. It is a transcript of the gene Gdpd1, whose product is annotated as glycerophosphodiester phosphodiesterase domain containing 1. Lineage: Eukaryota; Metazoa; Chordata; Mammalia; Rodentia; Muridae. Gene Ontology annotation, molecular function: phosphoric diester hydrolase activity; phosphatidylcholine lysophospholipase A1 activity. The record is from RefSeq and is a predicted model, not a curated record. Gene Ontology annotation, biological process: glycerophospholipid catabolic process; N-acylethanolamine metabolic process. Gene Ontology annotation, cellular component: endoplasmic reticulum membrane.